Trypanosoma cruzi is the source of this 477-nucleotide messenger RNA. RefSeq lists its product as uncharacterized. The coding region runs from base 1 to 477 and encodes 158 amino acids. The transcript has a single exon. Lineage: Eukaryota; Euglenozoa; Kinetoplastea; Trypanosomatida; Trypanosomatidae. The record is from RefSeq and is a predicted model, not a curated record.
AUGUGGUGUAGUUUUAUUUUUAUUCGGUGGUCUUGUUUUCUUUUUUUUUUUUUUUUUUUUUUUUUUUUUGGUGCUUUUCCUGGGAAGAAGGAGAUGGACACGGAGGACGGCGAGUUCAUGGUGUGCGGUAGCGGUGGCACCGUUGAGGACGCGCAGCUUGACGAUCUUGUUGGUGUCAUCGAGGACUUCAUGGCACACUUUGACCCUGAUGCCGUUUUUAGACAGUUGCCGCCCUUUUCAUCCGUAGCGAGCGAUCAUGAAAGGCAUCGGCUGUACAGGGAGGCGGUGCUGCAAACCGAAGCAGACUUGGACGCUUACGUGCUGGAGCAUUGCGGAUCUAUUGAGUCGCUGAAGGACGCGACAAGUCUCAUUUUGGACCGCAGCGACGAGAUUGCGGAGGAGGUGCGGGACUUUAUCAAUGAGGGCUGCUUCAACUACACAACUUUUGUAGAACUUUGGAAGCAAAACAAAAAAUGA